CAUACAGACCAUGUGAUCAUGCAAUUCGGUCCCACAAAAGCCCAAAAUUCGCCGGAAAGCAUGCAGUGGAACCGAGAGAGUGCUCAAGGUGCUCACGCUUUUGAUAAAUAGGUUUCCUUUGGACUGAGGAUCAUCAUUGCCAAGAAACUCCUCGAGAGCAACAGAUCUCAUUGCUAACUCUGCAAUUAAGUAGUAUUACCACCGACCACAACCAACACUUACUCUAAUCAUUAUGAAGCCCGCUACAACCAAUGGUUCCUCCGACAAGUUGGACUACAGUGAACUUCAAGAUCCUUACUUCUACGUAGUGCUAUCCUCUUUGUAAUGCCACUCUAAUAUGAUUCUCAAGCAAUCACCGCAUCAGCCUAACCAUGGAGGAUUAUUCCCCAGCUUCGUGGGAAGAAGCUGGGGAAUACCCCACUUCGUGGCAAGCCUAUCGUUGAAAUGCUUCCAGAUACCAAAGAAAUCUCCUUUGUGCCAUUGAUUUAUUACCAUAUUGCCCAGUUCAUGCAGACGCGCUCUCCUGUGAACUUAGUGCUAUGAGCCUAUGACCAAGUCCAAGAAAGAACUACGAUCUCUGUGGAUUACCCGGGUUGCCACUUGCCAUUGAACGUGAGCUCCUCCUCCGUCUCCAUACAUUCACCACCAUCCACGCACCCAUCCGUUUCUGUCUUCCUGAGGCUGAACCCGUCAGACGGCAUUUAUAACAACCAGGGCCAAACCUGGCUUACCUUAGUCUCGGUUGAUAGCUACUUGAGAUAAAUGAGCGUCAUUGGAUCAGUCAAGAAACAAGUUAUAGAAAGUCUACUCGGUGUUAAAAGAGCUGUGAUACGUAUCUUGUGAAUAAAAAGCAUAAUAAUAAUAAUAUCAAUAAUUAUCAAGGAAUCAUGAGAUAUUUGUUCAGUGUCUGGUCUUGUCUUUUAUGUCUCUUCGCCCUUGGAAAUAACGUUUUUACCUCCUCCGAAGGACUACUAGUGAGAAACAAGAGACAAAUUCAGUUUGGUGGGGAUUCUGUCGAUGUAAAUGAAGGUAAUGGGGGAUUAGCUGAUCUACUAGGCGUCAAAACGAUCUCAACCCGUAUCACUCCAGAAACCAGGGCUGAAGGCAAUUCUUGUACCACUCCUAGAUUUGGGAGAAGAGCUGGUCAGCCUGGCACUUGCUCCUUCAUCUCGGAUCCUUCAUGUUCCCAAAUUGUGCGACAAAUCCAACGUCGGGGAGUGACCCGCCGUAUCCUCAAUUACCUGAGGGCAGCCAUUGCUAGUCCAUGUGGAUUCGAUCAAACGGACUACACACUUUGUUGCCCUGGAAGGCAGACGGAGCCCACCACCGCACCACCAACAACGACAACGACGACGACGACGACGACUACUUCCAGACCUGGUCAGUUCCGAUCUUGUGGAUCAUCGCCUUUCAGAGUUCGGAUUGUCGGAGGCUCGGAGGCCACUCCUGGAUCUUGGCCGUGGGCUGUUAUCCUGGGUCAACCUUCGGGUACAAGUUUUCGCGUGUUUUGUGGUGGAACCCUGAUUGACUCCACGCAUGUUCUGACGGCGGCUCAUUGUUUCCCUCGGAGUCAAAUCACUCAUGUCCGGUUGGGCGAGCAUGAUAUCACGACCUCAUCCGAUGGAGCUAGUCCGGUGGACAUUCGAAUCAGGUCGACGAAGGUCCAUGAGCAAUGGAACUCAAACUCUUUGAAAAAUGACAUAGCUAUUGUGACCUUGUCGCAACCUGUAUCCUUUACCAGCAGGAUUCUUCCAGCUUGUUUGCCAAACAGAUUGCAGGGUACGGAUCUAUCCGUCCUGCCGCAGCCCUUCAUCAUUGGAUGGGGAUCAAAUGGAACUUCGUCCGGUACCGCCACGGCCUUAAGACAGGCUCCAAUUAACGUGGUGAGUCAACCCGACUGUGAUAGGGCCUACGGAAAUAUUCAGCGAGUCACCAUUGGCAACGACCAGGUCUGUGCUGGCAAUGGACAAAUUGACACUUGCACUGGUGAUAGCGGAGGGCCUAUCCAAUCCGAAAUUGACGGUCGAUGGACGAUACUGGGCAUUACUUCCUUUGGAGUGGGUUGUGCCCGAGAGGAGUUUCCGGGAGUGUACACACGUGUGGACAACUUCUUGAGUUGGAUCAGCACGAAUACCUAAUGAAAACGUACUGGACAUUCCUUUUCUAUGUAAAUACAGUACAAUCGUGAGAGGAUCAAUUUAA
Tigriopus californicus is the source of this 2202-nucleotide messenger RNA. Its product is annotated as chymotrypsin-like elastase family member 2A. The record is from RefSeq and is a predicted model, not a curated record. The coding region runs from base 888 to 2138 and encodes 416 amino acids. Gene Ontology annotation, molecular function: serine-type endopeptidase activity. Lineage: Eukaryota; Metazoa; Arthropoda; Copepoda; Harpacticoida; Harpacticidae. Gene Ontology annotation, biological process: proteolysis. The transcript has 2 exons.